Molecule: messenger RNA, 2877 nt
Organism: Neoarius graeffei (lesser salmon catfish)
Lineage: Eukaryota; Metazoa; Chordata; Actinopteri; Siluriformes; Ariidae
Gene: six4b
Product: SIX homeobox 4b
Exons: 3
Coding region: 235-2085 (616 amino acids)
Biological process (GO): regulation of transcription by RNA polymerase II
Cellular component (GO): transcription regulator complex; nucleus
Molecular function (GO): DNA-binding transcription factor activity, RNA polymerase II-specific; RNA polymerase II cis-regulatory region sequence-specific DNA binding
Source: RefSeq, a predicted model, not a curated record
UUCGAGGCGGCCAAUCGGCGGCCGUGCGACUGUUCGGACCCCCUUUCCCAUACGGACUGCGGAGUUAAACUCGCACUGGAGCUCUGAAACUAAGAUCUUUAUUCUCUUUGCGCGGCGACCGGACACCUGAUCGCGCUCGGAUGGAGGGGUGAAACCCGAUCUUCCGAAUGUACUGCUGCCCACGAAACCUGGAGGAGUGACUCACUACCAAGGACACGUGAAAAAAAAAAGAACAUGUCUUCUUCCUCGAGUGAAGUGAUUGGUGCCGAUGAGAUCAAGAGGGAGAGCUCGAGGGCACUGGACACUCGGGGGAGUGCCAAGCUGGCCGCGCUCGAUCCGGCCGGAUUGCCCAUGGAGAACUCUGGCUCGGCUGCGGUGGCAGUUGAAUGCGCACCGGCUUCUCUUGCGUUCUCACCGGAACAAGUGGCGUGUGUGUGCGAGGCACUGCUGCAGGGCGGCAAUGUGGAGCGCCUUGCCCGGUUCUUAUGGUCGCUCCCGCAGAGCGAGCUGCUGCGCGGCAACGAGAGCAUCCUUAAGGCGCAGGCCAUCGUUGCGUUCCAUCAGGCGCGCUACCAGGAGCUCUACUGCAUCUUAGAGAACCAUAACUUCAGCCCGUGCAACCACUCGUCUCUGCAGGACAUGUGGUACAAAGCGCGAUACACCGAGGCAGAGAAGGCACGCGGCAGGCCACUGGGCGCCGUGGACAAAUACCGGCUGCGCAGGAAGUAUCCACUGCCCCGCACCAUCUGGGACGGAGAAGAGACCGUGUACUGCUUCAAGGAGAGGUCGAGGAACGCGCUCAAGGACAUGUACAAGCGCAACCGCUACCCGUCUCCGGCAGAGAAGCGGAACCUCGCCAAAAUCACAGGACUUUCUUUGACGCAGGUUAGCAACUGGUUCAAAAACAGAAGACAGCGAGACCGGAACCCGUCCGAAGCUCAGUCCAAAAGUGAAUCUGAUGGCAAUCAUAGUACAGAGGAUGAGUCAAGUAAAGGACAGGAAGAGCUUUCUCCUCGUCCUCUCUCUAGUGGCUCUGCUGGUUCAGUUGCCCUUGGCACUAGCCCUGCUGUAGCAUACUCCGAUGGUGCCACCACUGUCAUCCAGCAGAUCGGGGAUGCCAAAAUGUCUCCACUUGCCGCAGGAAUGGGUUUCAAUGGAGACCUGACAAACACCAACUCUCACUAUCUUAAUGGUGGAGCAUAUGUUCAAUCACAUGGCAGCAACAGUCUUCUGAAUGGACUUGGAACCACAAGUGGUCACUUCUUGACCUUCGAUCCCCAGAGGGUCUCCCAUGCUCAAGAGAGGCUAAUGGGUGGCUCCUCGGUGUCUUAUGCCUCUUAUUCAAUGGGGGCUCCAGAACCCACAGUUGGAAAACUAGAUGGUAUGCAGCCUCUGGUUUCACAUUCAGAACAUGGAGCAGUGCCUUCAGUUGUCACCUUUGCCUCCACCACAUCCUCUUCCUCCUCUCCCUCUGGAGCUCCUCAUCUCAACAGCUACAGCAUGGUCAACCUUCCUGGGGUUGAGAACAAUCUGAGUCUUCCUCCUUUAUUGCUACCACCAUCUUCUACAGCACCCUCUCACGCAGGCACAGCUCCACUGGACGGGGUGGUCAGCGACUCAUCCCAGCACUCUGGCCAACCCCUGCUCUACACGCUCAACCAGGCCGUAAAGCAGGAGCCUUUGGACAUUGGAGUGGCCUACACAUACCCCUCCAGUGUGCCCCUAGACCAAAGUGGCAACUUGGGCUACACAGCAUCCCUCUUUCUCUCCACCAACCUCAGCAACUCACCCAACAACGGAGGCCCCCUGGCCCCUGCAGCCACAGCUGCUAUCACCUCUGUGCUCUCCAGCACAGAGGGUCACUCUGGUCUGACUCACACCGCCCGCGGCCUCCAGGAAACUGGGGGAGCUCUGCCCUCAGACUACAGGGCACAGGAAGCACAGCUGCCCCUGUCCGACAAUCUCGAGACCCCUGCAGGUACUGGCGAGGGCCCUCCUGGAGUGUGUGGUGAUCUGGACAUGGAGGGAAAAGAGCUGGCCAAGCUGCAGACUGUUCAGAUGGACGAGGACAGCAAUGACCUCUGACCCUUGUAAUCACAACAUCUGAAAAGCUGUAUUUCAUUAGCAGUUGAUUUUCUUGCACUGCAGUAUAACUAUAAAGGUCUCCUAAGCACACAUCAAUCUUUUUAUACUUUGUCGCUUUUACGGUAAUGUAUGCAAGAUGUGUGCAAAUAGGUGGAACACAUGAACAGUGCCUUUGUAUCCCUAAAUAAACGUAGCUUCACAUGUCCUGACUUGCACUCGGAUGGCUGCAGAAUGUACUUGUUGAUGCACUGACCCUGAACAAGAUGUCUCAGCACUGUCUUUUCUCUCCUAUUUGCAGUAAUGGAGAUUUUAAUUCAGAGAGAGUUGGGCAGUGACAGAGCAUGGUGGACUGAGAGAGAGAGAGAACAAUAUAAAAUAUCAGAUGUGUUUGGUGAAUCUUGCAAAUGUUUCUGCACUAUCAUUGCAGCUUCAUACUGAUUCUUUAUUUCACUCUCCAAAAUUUUAUCAAAGCACAGAUGUUGAAUUUUUUUUUUUUGUUGACGUUUGAUUUUGUAUUUAAUUUUUUGAAGCUUGAAAUGGCAAUGUGAACAACAUUUUGUUAUGUUUUGCUUUUUAAGCUAUUUAAGUUCCACAGGACUUAACCACAGGUGAGAAAUCUUUGUCCGUGAUAUGACAAUACUGUAUUAUUGGGCAUUCAGCAACUGGUCUCAUGUACCUUCCUUAAAGAAAUGAAAUCCUUACAGUAGUAAAUGAUUUCAGUUGUAUGAAAAACAGGUUUUAGGCCUUUUUUUCCUUUUUUUUUAAACAUUUUUGUUUUACUGUAUAACCCCU